GCACAGAGGUGUUCACAACACAGAAGGACAUUACGACACAGCCUGUGUGUCCUGGAAUACAACUGCUCUUGGGGGGUGAGAAAAGUGAGCAGCAACCAUGAGUACCGACGCUGAAAUGGCCGUUUACGGCAAGGCCGCCAUCUACCUGCGGAAGCCGGAGCAGGAGAGACUCGAGGCUCAAAGCAGACCUUUCGAUGCCAAGACUGCCUGCUAUGUGACUGAUACUAAGGAGCUGUACCUUAAAGGCACAAUCCUGAGCAAAGAAGGGGGCAAAGUCACCGUCAAAGUCACUGACACUCAAGAAACUGUAACAGUUAAGGAGGAUGAUGUCACCCCAAUGAACCCUCCCAAGUUCGAUAAAAUUGAGGACAUGGCCAUGAUGACUCACCUCAAUGAAGCCUCUGUGCUGUAUAACCUCAAAGAGCGUUACGCAGCAUGGAUGAUCUACACCUACUCUGGGCUGUUCUGUGCCACGGUAAAUCCCUACAAGUGGCUCCCAGUGUACGACCAAGAGGUCGUAUCGGCCUACAGAGGCAAAAAGCGCAUGGAGGCCCCACCACACAUCUUCUCUGUCUCAGACAAUGCCUAUCAGUUCAUGCUCACUGAUAGAGAAAAUCAGUCUGUCCUGAUUACUGGAGAAUCUGGUGCUGGAAAGACUGUGAACACCAAACGUGUCAUCCAGUACUUUGCGACAAUCGCAGUGGCAGGUGACAAAAAGAAAGAAGCAGGUGGCAAAAUACAGGGAUCCCUGGAGGAUCAGAUCAUUGCUGCUAACCCCCUGCUGGAAGCUUAUGGAAAUGCCAAGACUGUGAGGAAUGACAACUCCUCUCGAUUUGGUAAAUUCAUCAGAAUUCAUUUUGGCACAUCUGGAAAACUGGCCAGUGCUGACAUUGAGACUUAUCUGCUGGAGAAGUCCAGAGUAACAUUCCAGCUCCCAGAUGAGAGAGGCUACCACAUCUUCUACCAGAUGAUGACCAACCACAAACCUGAGCUGAUUGAAAUGACGCUCAUCACAACCAACCCCUACGAUUUCCCCAUGAUCAGCCAGGGCCAGAUCACAGUGGCCAGCAUUGAUGACAAGGAGGAGCUGGUGGCCACAGAUACUGCCAUUGACAUCUUGGGCUUCACCAAUGAUGAGAAAAUGGGCAUCUACAAGCUGACUGGUGCUGUGAUUCACCAUGGUAACAUGAAGUUCAAACAGAAGCAGCGUGAGGAGCAGGCUGAACCUGAUGGCACAGAGGUGGCUGAUAAAGUUGGAUAUCUCUUGGGCUUGAACUCAGCUGAUAUGCUUAAGGCUAUGUGCUAUCCCAGAGUGAAGGUCGGCAAUGAGUUUGUCACCAAGGGGCAGACUGUACCACAGGUCAACAAUUCAGUAAUGGCUCUGGCCAAAUCUAUCUAUGAGAGAAUGUUCUUGUGGAUGGUCAUCCGCAUCAACCAGAUGUUGGACACAAAGCAGUCCAGACAGUUCUUCAUCGGUGUGCUGGAUAUUGCUGGCUUUGAAAUUUUUGAUUACAACAGCAUGGAACAGCUGUGCAUCAACUUCACCAAUGAGAAACUGCAACAGUUCUUCAACCACCACAUGUUUGUGCUGGAACAAGAGGAGUACAAGAAAGAGGGAAUUGAUUGGGAGUUCAUUGACUUCGGUAUGGAUUUGGCUGCCUGCAUUGAACUCAUCGAGAAGCCAAUGGGCAUCUUCUCCAUCCUUGAAGAGGAGUGCAUGUUCCCCAAGGCCUCAGAUGCCACUUUCAAGGGCAAACUGUAUGACCAGCAUCUUGGCAAGUGCAAUGCCUUCCAGAAACCCAAGCCUGCCAAAGGCAAGGCUGAGGCCCACUUCUCCCUGGUGCACUACGCUGGCACUGUGGACUACAACAUCUGCGGCUGGCUGGACAAGAACAAGGACCCCCUGAAUGACUCUGUUGUGCAGCUGUACCAGAAGUCCUCAGUUAAACUGUUGGCUCUCCUGUAUGCAGCCACUGCUGGGGCUGAGGGUAAGAAAAGUGAAACCAAGAAGGGAGGCAAGAAGAAGGGUGGUUCCAUGCAGACUGUGUCCUCUCAGUUUAGGGAGAACUUGGGCAAGCUCAUGACCAACUUGAGAAGCACACAUCCUCACUUUGUGCGUUGCCUGAUUCCCAAUGAAUCUAAAACACCAGGUCUCAUGGAGAACUUCCUCGUUAUCCACCAGCUGAGGUGUAAUGGUGUGCUGGAAGGUAUCAGAAUCUGCAGAAAGGGUUUCCCCAGCAGAAUUCUCUAUGCUGACUUCAAGCAGAGGUACAAAGUACUGAACGCCAGUGUUAUCCCAGAAGGGCAGUUCAUUGACAACAAGAAAGCUUCUGAGAAGCUCUUGGGAUCCAUCGAUGUUGAUCACACUCAGUACAAAUUUGGGCACACUAAGGUGUUCUUCAAAGCUGGGCUUCUGGGUACUCUGGAGGAGAUGCGAGAUGAGAAACUGGCUGCUCUGGUGACCAUGACUCAGGCUCUGUGCCGUGGUUUCCUCAUGAGAAAGGAGUUUGUGAAGAUGAUGGAGAGGAGAGAGUCAGUGUUCACAAUCCAGUACAACAUCCGCUCAUUCAUGAAUGUGAAACAUUGGCCAUGGAUGAAGGUGUACUUCAAGAUCAAGCCACUGCUGAAGAGUGCUGAAGCUGAGAAGGAAAUGGCCCAAAUGAAGGAGGACUUUACAAAAUGCAAGGAAGAUCUGGCCAAGGCAGAAGCGAAAAAGAAGGAGCUUGAAGAGAAAAUGGUUUCUCUGCUGCAAGAAAAGAAUGACCUGCAGCUCCAAGUAGCAUCUGAAUCUGAAGGUCUUGUAGAUGCUGAGGAGAGAUGCGAGGGACUCAUCAAAAGUAAGAUUCAGCUUGAAGCAAAACUCAAAGAAACAACUGAGAGACUAGAAGAUGAGGAGGAAAUGAAUUCCGAGCUCACUGCAAAGAAGAGGAAACUAGAGGAUGAGUGCUCUGAGCUGAAGAAAGACAUUGAUGACUUGGAGCUCACCUUGGCUAAAGUGGAAAAGGAGAAACAUGCCACAGAAAACAAGGUGAAAAAUCUGACUGAAGAGAUGACCUCUCAGGAUGAGAGCAUUGGCAAGUUGAGCAAGGAGAAGAAAGCCCUCCAAGAGGCACACCAGCAGACCCUGGAUGAUCUGCAGGCAGAGGAAGACAAAGUCAACACUCUGUCCAAAGCUAAGACCAAGCUCGAGCAACAAGUCGAUGAUCUUGAAGGCUCUCUGGAACAAGAGAAGAAACUUCGCAUGGAUCUUGAGAGAGCUAAGAGAAAGCUUGAGGGUGAUUUGAAAAUGGCUCAGGAAUCCGUAAUGGAUCUGGAGAAUGACAAACAGCAGUCAGAGGAGAAACUCAAGAAGAAGGACUUUGAGACCAGCCAGCUCCUCAGCAAGAUAGAGGAUGAACAAUCCUUGGGUGCUCAGCUUCAAAAGAAGAUUAAGGAGCUUCAGGCUCGCAUUGAGGAGCUGGAGGAGGAAAUCGAGGCUGAGCGUGCUGCUCGGGCUAAGGUUGAGAAGCAGAGAGCUGAUCUCUCCAGGGAACUUGAGGAGAUCAGUGAGAGGCUAGAGGAAGCUGGAGGUGCAACUGCUGCUCAGAUUGAGAUGAACAAGAAGCGCGAAGCUGAGUUCCAGAAGCUGCGUCGCGACCUGGAGGAGUCCACCCUGCAGCAUGAAGCAACUGCUGCCGCUCUUCGCAAGAAGCAGGCCGACAGCGUGGCUGAACUGGGAGAACAAAUCGACAACCUUCAGCGAGUUAAGCAGAAGCUGGAGAAGGAGAAGAGUGAAUUUAAAAUGGAAAUUGAUGACCUCUCAAGCAACAUGGAGGCUAUUGCUAAAACUAAGUCAAAUCUGGAGAAGCUGUGUCGUACUCUUGAGGAUCAACUCAGUGAAGUCAAGACCAAGAAUGAUGAAAACGUGCGCCAGUUAAAUGAUUUCGGUGCACAGAAAGCCAGACUGCUGACAGAGAACGCAAAAAAAAAAAUAGAUUUGGUGAAAGUCCCUGGUGAAUUGGACGACACCCUCCAGGAAGCAAGGAAUGCAGAGGAGAAGGCCAAGAAAGCCAUCACUGACGCUGCCAUGAUGGCGGAGGAGCUGAAGAAGGAGCAGGACACCAGCGCUCACCUGGAGAGGAUGAAGAAGAACCUGGAGGUCACUGUCAAGGACCUGCAGCACCGUCUUGAUGAGGCAGAGAACCUGGCCAUGAAGGGUGGGAAGAAGCAGCUCCAGAAACUGGAAUCAAGGGUUCGUGAGCUGGAGGCUGAGGUUGAAAAUGAGCAGAAACGUGGUGCCGAUGCUGUUAAAGGUGUCCGUAAAUAUGAGAGGAGAGUCAAGGAGCUCACCUACCAGACUGAGGAAGACAAGAAGAAUGUUGCCAGGCUGCAGGAUCUGGUGGACAAACUUCAGCUGAAAGUCAAGUCCUACAAGAGACAGUCUGAGGAAUCGGAAGAACAAGCCAAUACCCACCUGUCCAAGUUGAGGAAGGUCCAGCAUGAGCUGGAAGAAGCUGAAGAGCGUGCUGACAUUGCUGAAUCUCAGGUCAACAAGAUGAGAGCCAAGAGCCGUGACAGUGGCAAAGGCAAGGAAGCAGCUGAAUAAACAAGAUGAACCUCAUCAACAAAGACUCUUGAAAAUUCAUAUAAUAUGAAUGGCAUCAUGAAAGACUUUGUUUGCACUGAAUAAAAAUAUCAGAAACA
This is a messenger RNA of Anguilla rostrata (American eel), 4683 nucleotides long. Its product is annotated as myosin heavy chain, fast skeletal muscle-like. Gene Ontology annotation, biological process: muscle contraction. The transcript has 35 exons. Bases 98 to 4585 code for a protein of 1495 amino acids. The record is from RefSeq and is a predicted model, not a curated record. Gene Ontology annotation, molecular function: ATP binding; actin filament binding; microfilament motor activity. Gene Ontology annotation, cellular component: myosin filament; cytoplasm; myosin II complex. Lineage: Eukaryota; Metazoa; Chordata; Actinopteri; Anguilliformes; Anguillidae.